AUGGAAGCCUCACAAAAAGCCUCCAUAAGAGAGAAUCUGCUCUUGAUAUCAUCCGCAAUUGUGGAAGCUCCCACACGCGGCCCAAGAAAGCAGCCGUGUCCAAGCUCUCUUCCACCGGGCUAUCGUUAUUGCAGCAAGGAAUAUCUUCUGAAGGAAGAACUAGCUUACCUGUAUCGGUUGUUUAGAUCUAACGCAUAUCCGACUAGUUUUGUGAAAAACCGCCUCAGGCGUCAUGCGCAACUCCGAGACCCCACUUCGCCUGGAGAAAUCGCGACACCGAAGUUCUACUCCCUGCCCUAUAUGCAGGGGACCACAGAAUUGAUCGCUGGGGAAGUAAAUCGACUCGGUAUCCGCAUUGCCAACAAGCUGACAUCUUUACUGCCUGCAGCACUAUCUAGAGUAAAGGAUGCUAUUUCCAAAGAACAGUCGACAAAUGCGUUCUAUCGCAUCCCGUGUGCUAAUUGCCUCUGCGUGCAUGCUGGUCACAUGGGUCGAAGCCUGGAGACUCGUAUUAAUGAACACAAACUAGCCGUCCGUCACCUUGACCGGCUGCCCCUUGUCUUUGCGCACGCACUCGAGUGCGGACAACUAUUCAGUGGGGAUGACGUUGAGGUCGUCGCCACAGCUAACACGAAAACGGACGAGAGAAGUCCCGGAGGCAUGUUCUCCAAUGCGGACAGUGUUAACCACCUGGACGCCCAUUAUGAGGGUCAACGAUCAUGCUUCACUGACCCCUGCUCCAUGCCGCACCAGCGGUCGCUAAUCCAACCGCCGACAGCCCCGCAAAUCCACCACUCUCCCGCCCCCCCCCCCUCCAACACAGAGAGCCAUAAUUGUUCUCUCCUUCUGGCUCAGAAACAACCGUGA
Messenger RNA from Spirometra erinaceieuropaei, 867 nucleotides. NCBI's taxonomy places the organism in Eukaryota, Metazoa, Platyhelminthes, Cestoda, Diphyllobothriidea, Diphyllobothriidae. The record is from the annotation of a GenBank genome assembly.